Messenger RNA from Balaenoptera musculus (blue whale), 570 nucleotides. It is a transcript of the gene VPREB3, whose product is annotated as V-set pre-B cell surrogate light chain 3. Gene Ontology annotation, biological process: immune response; immunoglobulin production. The transcript has 2 exons. The record is from RefSeq and is a predicted model, not a curated record. NCBI's taxonomy places the organism in Eukaryota, Metazoa, Chordata, Mammalia, Artiodactyla, Balaenopteridae. Bases 69 to 434 code for a protein of 121 amino acids.
CACCUGGAGCACGCCCAGCGCAAGCCCAACACAACAAGCGACUCCCACCUGCCUCCCUGCCUCUGGCCAUGGCCUGUUGGCAUCUGGCCCUCCUUCUGACUGGGAUCCUCCUGGCAGCCUCCCAGCCAACCCUGACCCAGCCGGACACACUGCUGGUCUUCCCAGGCCAAGUGGCCCAACUCUCCUGCAUGCUCAGCCCCCGCCAUGCCACCGUCGGGGACUACGGCGUGUCUUGGUAUCAGCAGCGGGCAGGCAGCGCCCCCCGCUUGCUCCUCCACUACCGCUCAGAGGAGGACCACCACCGCCCCCCUGACAUCCCUGACCGCUUCUCGGCAGCCACGGAUGCAGCCCAUAAUGCCUGCAUCCUGACCAUCAGCCCCGUGCAGCCUGAAGACGCCGCAGAUUAUUACUGCUCCGUGGGCUACAUACCCUAGGGGUGGGGUGUGGGAUGAGUGCCUUCCAUCUGCCUCCCACUUAUGCUCCUGACCUUGGGACCCUCCCUUUCUCUAAGCCUUGAUUUUCCUCCUCUGUAAAAUGGGUUAAUAAUCAACAUGUCAACAAUAACUAUUC